This is a messenger RNA of Rhagoletis zephyria (snowberry fruit fly), 1215 nucleotides long. RefSeq names its product E3 ubiquitin-protein ligase RHF2A-like. Lineage: Eukaryota; Metazoa; Arthropoda; Insecta; Diptera; Tephritidae. The record is from RefSeq and is a predicted model, not a curated record.
AUGUCGCUCCGACAUAGUAACGAAAACAUACCACCACCCACUCCAGCAAUCAGCACAAAUUGCACAAUUUGCCGCGAGAACUUAGGUUCCGGUUCUAACGUUCUGCGCACAGCCUGCAAUCAUAGGUUUCACUGUACGUGUUUGCUAACGUGGCUGAAAAGAAACUCCGCCUGCCCACAGUGCAGAGCUAAUUGUUCUAGUAAAGAUUUCAGGCCACCACAGAGUACGGUUACCACGCGUUCACGUGCUAACCUUCCCCACAAUCUCUCUGACGAUCAAGGGCAAGCCUCUUCUUCGCAGGGAUCUCGUAUGCCACCCCACACACAGAGUCAAACUCAACAAUCACCCUCACAAGAACUACAGUCCCAACUACCUCAGCAGCUGUCACAGACAGUAGCUCCUCCGGGUAAUACAAAUAGUGGAAGUCCCUCGAAUGAGACGGAAGAAUGUCGUACUCGUAGUUUAGUUAACGCAGUUAUUUCAGCACGACACGUCUCCUUAUUUGAGAAUAUUGAAUCGCGUAUGACUCAAAUCGAGAACAGGUUAGAUCAGACAGUCAAUAAUAUAGUUGAACGUAUGCAACAAGUCAAUGUAGCGCAGAGCGAAAUCGCAAAUGGUCUACCCAAUUUGGCGAAUCAACCACGCGUUGAAUGGCCACAAGACUCACCAGACACGCGUUCACGUGCUAACCCUCCCCACAAUCUCUCUGACGAUCAAGGGCAAGCCUCUUCUUCGCAGGGAUCUCGUAUGCCACCCCACACACAGAGUCAAACUCAACAAUCACCCUCACAAGAACUACAGUCCCAACUACCUCAGCAGCUGUCACAGACAGUAGCUCCUCCGGGUAAUACAAAUAGUGGAAGUCCCUCGAAUGAGACGGAAGAAUGUCGUACUCGUAGUUUAGUUAACGCAGUUAUUUCAGCACGACACGUCUCCUUAUUUGAGAAUAUUGAAUCGCGUAUGACUCAAAUCGAGAACAGGUUAGAUCAGACAGUCAAUAAUAUAGUUGAACGUAUGCAACAAGUCAAUGUAGCGCAGAGCGAAAUCGCAAAUGGUCUACCCAAUUUGGCGAAUCAACCACGCGUUGAAUGGCCACAAGACUCACCAGACUUUUACUCAUCCCGCAAUCACAAUCACAUCCUCAAUCGCUCCAACGUUAAUGCUCAACCUGAACCAUUUAAUAGUGCUGCAAAUCCUUGCCUUAGUAAUAUUUCG